Molecule: messenger RNA, 2097 nt
Organism: Chenopodium quinoa (quinoa)
Lineage: Eukaryota; Viridiplantae; Streptophyta; Magnoliopsida; Caryophyllales; Amaranthaceae
Product: laccase-17-like
Exons: 6
Coding region: 94-1848 (584 amino acids)
Biological process (GO): lignin catabolic process
Cellular component (GO): apoplast
Molecular function (GO): copper ion binding; hydroquinone:oxygen oxidoreductase activity
Source: RefSeq, a predicted model, not a curated record
AAACUCUAACUUAGGCUCUCUUCACUUCCACAACAACGUAUCAACAAGUAUCAUAAAGAUCGAGAUCGAAAUCGAGUUCGGGAUAGAAGAUCUAUGGGGGCUUCCACUCUUUCCUUACCGGCAUUUGCUGCGGCCAUUUUUCUUUUCCUGGCCAACAAUGUUUGGCAUUGUCAUGGAAUAACUAGGCAUUAUACGUUUGAUGUAAGAUUGCAAAAUGUAACACACUUGUGCAAGACAAAGACCAUGCUCACUGUCAAUGGCAAGUUCCCUGGGCCUCCAAUUGUUGCUAGAGAAGGCGAUCAAGUUGUCGUUGAAGUUGUUAACCAUGUCCAAAAUAAUGUCUCCAUCCACUGGCAUGGAAUCCGACAGAUAGGGAGUCAGUGGGCGGAUGGUCCGGCCUACGUAACACAGUGUCCAAUUCAAAGUAAUCACAGUUACGUGUACAACUUCACAAUCAAAGGACAAAGAGGGACUCUUUUUUGGCAUGCCCACAUCUCAUGGCUUAGGGCUACUCUAUAUGGACCUAUGAUCAUCCUCCCUAAGAAACACGAACCAUAUCCAUUCCCUAAGCCCCAUGAGGAGAAAACCAUCAUCCUUGGAGAGUGGUGGUACAAUGACACUGAAGCAGUUAUUCGUCAAGCUCUUCAGAGUGGAGGAGGCCCUAACGUGUCUGAUGCUUAUACGUUCAAUGGAUAUCCAGGGCCAUUGUACAAUUCAUGUACAGGGGCUAGAGGUUUGGAAGAUACAUACAAGCUAAAGGUCAAGCCAGGGAAAACUUACCUCUUGCGUUUGAUCAAUGCUGCACUCAACGACGAUUUGUUCUUCAGUAUAGCCAACCACACCAUGACAUUGGUUGAAGCCGAUGCACUCUACCUUAAGCCAUUUGAAACUGACAUUCUUCUCAUCACACCAGGCCAAACAACCAAUGUUCUCCUUAAAACCAAGCCUAUUCCAAGCCACGCUUCUUACCUAAUGGCGAUUAGCCCCUACUUUACCGGCAGUGGCACAUUUGACAACACAACCGCGGCAGCCAUACUAGAGUACGAAAUGCCACCAAAGCCCUCAUCCAUUCACAAGAUCAUUAACGUUACAUCCAAAGAUCUCCCUCGUCUACCUUCAAUCAAUGACACUUCAUUUGUAGCCAAUUUUAGUAACAAGUUUCGAAGUUUGAACAAUGCUAAAUAUCCCGUUGAUGUUCCACAAAAAGUUGAUAAAAACUUCUUCUUCACAGUAGGACUUGGAACUAGCCCUUGCCCUAAGAACCAAACAUGCCAAGGGCCUAAUAACAACACUAAAUUCGCGGCCACAGUUAACAACAUCUCUAUGGCUCUUCCAUCAACUGCCAUGCUUCAAUCCCACUUCUUUGGCCAAAAUGAUGGGGUUUACAAGACCAAUUUCCCUCAAUUCCCUCUCAAAGAGUUUAACUACACCGGCACGCCCCCGAACAACACCAAUGUGAUGAAUGCUACUGAAACUGUUGUGAUCCCUUAUAACACAAGUGUUGAGGUUGUUAUGCAGGACACUAGCAUUGUUAGUGCUGAGAGUCACCCUCUUCACCUUCAUGGCUACAAUUUCUAUGUUGUCGGUCAAGGUUAUGGUAACUUUAACCCUAGAAAAGAUCCUGCCAACUAUAAUCUUGUUGAUCCUGUUGAAAGGAACACGGUGGCCGUGCCUUCUGGUGGUUGGGUCGCUAUUCGAUUUAGAGCUGAUAAUCCAGGGGUAUGGUUCAUGCAUUGCCAUUUUGAGGUGCACAUCAGUUGGGGUCUAAGGAUGGCUUGGAUUGUCCUCGACGGCAAGCUACCCAAUCAGAAGCUGCCACCUCCGCCCGCCGACCUUCCGAAAUGCUAACUGAUCGAUCACACCGUAGCCUGGCCUUCUGCCAUUUUGAUUGUUAAAAAGAGGAAUUGAAUUUAUUUGAAUUUCAGCUUUCGUUUGUUAUGGGAUUUUGCUUGAGUGAGGAUUGAAAGUUGUAAAAGCCAGCUGAGGAGUUUAAUUAAUUAUUUGUAAAUGUAGAAUAAUAAAGGCGGCUUUGUAACAUUUGAUUUUCCUAAGUUUUACUUUCAAUAAUAAGAAAAAAGGCGUUUGAUUUCAGUCUAA